CUUAACAGAAACAAUAGGAUGAAUUAUUACUCUUUACCCUGUUUUCCUUACAGAGGAACAACUUUUCUUUCAACCCUCUUCAAUUUGUUGUUGGUAACGAAUUUUCCUUCUGUUAUAUGCACAUAUGUAGGGAGCAGAUGCGACAAUACCUCAACUUUCGCUAAUGGCAGCACCUAUUCCACAAACUUAAACCUAGUUAUCAAAGAUCUGUAUGUUAAUGCACCAAAAAGCUCAGGGUUUAACAUUUCUUCCCGCGGCCAAUCUCCCAAUAAGGUAUAUGGUCUGCUUCAGUGUACUGGAAAUAUAUCAACAGAGAGAUGCUCAAAAUGUGCAGUGGAAGCAAAUAACAGCAUUCACGACCUUUGCCCCAGCGACAUAGGUGGGAAAAUAUGGUUGGAUGACUGUUUCAUGCGCUAUCACAACUCUAAUUUCAUUUCAACACUUGAUACUACUGGAUUUCACUUGUUGAACACGGUGGAUAUUAGUAAAAGUAGAGAUGCUUUCGAGAACACAACCAGCAAACUUCUGUCGAAUCUGUCUGACAAAGCCUACAUCCCUGCAAAUAAGGGUUUUGCUGCUGGAUCAGCCAAUUAUAAUGCUACUGGAAUAGUAUAUGGUUUAGUUCAGUGCUGGAGAGAUGUAUCAAUAACAGAUUGCAGAACAUGCUUGGCUAAAGCAAGAGCAAAUCUGAGCGAUUGCUGUUCUACAAAACAAGGAGCACAGUUUCUGAGCGGGAGCUGUAAGGCAAGAUAUGAGAUUUACCACUUUUUUGACUCUGCACAGUCACCCUCUCCCUCUCCUGAGGGGUUCAUGCCUCCACCUCCUUCCACACCAGAAAUGAAAGACGCAGUAAAUAACAGAUUUCAACAGAACUCGGCAGAACAACUGCAUCCACUGUCUUCCGCUGUCCGCAUAACACAAAAGAAGUCUUCAAAAACAUUACCUAUCGUUUUGGGGUUUGUGGGAGGCAUCAUUCUAGUUUUAUUUAUUUGUCUGAUCAUAUUCAGAAAAAGAGUUAAAGCUCUGUUUUUGAAGGGACCAAUAGCUCUUGCUACUCCUAACCAAGCUACAGAGAUGCAUGGGGUUUCCCCUGAAUCUGAGUUAAUGCAAGAACAUAAUUUGGCCUUCAGCUUAGAAGCUCUAGUAGAAGCCACACAAAAUUUUCAUGACAACAAUAAGCUUGGGGAGGGUGGCUUUGGUGCUGUAUACAAGGGGACCACUAGAGAUGGAAAUGCGAUAGCAGUGAAGAAACUUUCUGCCAAGUCUAAGCAAGGCAAGAAAGAAUUUAUGAAUGAAGUAAAAUUGGUGGCUAAUGUUCAGCACCGAAACCUUGCAAGGCUGCUAGGCUGUUGUGUAGAGGGAGAUCAAAGGUUGCUUGUUUAUGAUUAUUUUGCUAACAGGAGCUUAGACACAUUUCUUUUUGAUGUAGAGAAGCGUAAAGAGCUAGACUGGCAAAAGCGCUAUAAUAUCAUCACUGGAAUUGCUCGUGGGCUUCUCUACCUUCACCAGGAGUCACAAUUGAGAAUCAUCCAUAGAGAUAUUAAAGCAAACAAUAUUUUGCUUGACCACAAACUCAAUCCAAAGAUAGGUGACUUUGGCUUAGCCAAACUUUUUCCUGAAGACAAGACACACAUCCAUACAAGAGUUGCAGGCACAUACGGUUACAUGCCUCCAGAGUAUGCAAUGAGAGGGCAGCUGUCUGUUAAAGUAGAUGUCUAUAGUUUUGGAGUAGUGCUGCUCGAGAUCGUUAGUGGAAGGAAAAACAAUGAUAUUGAUCUUCCGUACGAUAUGCAACACCUUGUAGAAUGGGCAUGGAAACUGUUCCAGGGAAGAAAUGCGCUGAAUAUGGUACAUUCAGAGGUAUCAGGGGUCUGUCAGGAGCAGGCCUUAAGAUGUAUUCAUGUUGGGCUUCUCUGUGUACAAGCAAAUCCAACACUUCGUCCAGUUAUGUCUGAUGUUAUUACGAUGAUCUCUAGCAGUUCAGUGACAUUACCAAAUCCUUCAAAGCCUGCUUUUGUAAGUACAGGUGAGAGCCAUUCUUCAAAAACAGAACCGAAGUCAAUGUCAAGUUGGGAGAUUGACGAGCAUAAAAUUGUAACAAAAUCACAUAUUUCUGCUGCAACUACGUCAUCUUCAUCGGGUAUUCGUUCAGUAAAUGAAACUUCCAUUACCGAAGUAGAGGCUAGGUAA
Cryptomeria japonica (Japanese cedar) is the source of this 2190-nucleotide messenger RNA. RefSeq names its product cysteine-rich receptor-like protein kinase 10. NCBI's taxonomy places the organism in Eukaryota, Viridiplantae, Streptophyta, Pinopsida, Cupressales, Cupressaceae. Gene Ontology annotation, biological process: protein phosphorylation. Gene Ontology annotation, molecular function: protein kinase activity; ATP binding. The transcript is spliced from 8 exons. The record is from RefSeq and is a predicted model, not a curated record. The coding region runs from base 19 to 2190 and encodes 723 amino acids.